This is a messenger RNA of Hepatospora eriocheir, 510 nucleotides long. NCBI's taxonomy places the organism in Eukaryota, Fungi, Microsporidia, Hepatosporidae. The record is from the annotation of a GenBank genome assembly.
AUGAUAAGACCAUUUAAGAAUUUGAGAAAGAUACGAUAUGAGAUUAUUUUAUUAACAAUUGCUAAUAUUUUAUUUAUUUUCUUAUCAUUUCGUGUAUAUGAAAGGAAUUUAUUAGAAAAGUCUCAUCCUAACAUAAAUUACAUGACUCAAACUUUCAUUAACACCCCUAAGAAACAUUUUUUAUCUUUUAAUAGAAAAUCAUUUAGUGGUGAUUUUAAGGUUAAAAUCUUUCCUAUUUCAGAAUCUAAUUUUUAUUGUACUUUGAAUGAUGAGAAAUUAAAAGUGUUUAAUACUGAGUCAUUUUAUAAUGACCUUCAAUUAGGUAGUAAUGUUGAAAUGAGAUUUUUAUUAGGAAUUGCCAAUCAAUUAAAAUAUUUCAAAACUAAACCAAUAACAAUAGAAGUAAAGAAUGACAGAGUUUAUUAUAACAAAGUCUACAAUCCUUAUCUUAAAGCUAAUGAGAUGAGAAUUAUUUGUCAUAAUAAGCUUUAUAGAAAUACUUUAAAAUAA